AUCAAGGAGCUUCAUGUGAAAACAGUAAAGCGUGGAGAAGAUGUAACUAUGGAGUGUAGCAUGAGCAAGGACAAAAACAAAAAUAAUUUAGCUUGGUACAGACAGAGUUUUGGAAAAGUGCCUCAGUAUUUUGUAAGACGUUACGGGCAAAGUAAUUACACAUUUGCAGAGGGAUUUAAAGAUAGCCGCUUCAGUAUGACUGUAAAUGACCAGAAGUUUGAUCUCAACAUUAUCGGAACGAGAGAAGAUGAUGGAGGAGAAUAUUUCUGUGGAGAUGUGGAGGGAAUUACAAUAAAGUUCACAUCUGGAACACGUCUGCAAUUUGAAGGUGAAGAGAUGAAACACUGUCCUACACCUGGAACGGUUAACAACAACACAGAUUCUGUUACAGGGUCCAAUGAGGGUUCAAAGAGCAGUGAUGGAAAAGGUGAAGAGAUGAAACACUGUCCUACACCUGGAACGGUUAACAACAACACAGAUUCUGUUACACGCCAGGAUUCAAACUGCAGCCAUGGAGAAGGAGACAACUUUUGGAUUAUUGUCUUAACGACCUCCAUUAUAAUAUCUCUUAUUGUAAUCGUGUUUCUGCUUGGAGUUUUAUAUAAAAAUCAGAGAGAAGGUGCUUCAUCAAGAAACCAUCAAACUCCCACCAAUCAGGCUGAUGAUGAAGAUGUCUUGAACUAUGCAGCUGUGAGUUUUGCUAAGAAACCUUCAUCCUCCAGAACAUCCAGAGACAAGAGCCAUGAAGACGUUUAUGCACAAGUUAAAAUAAAAUAG
Molecule: messenger RNA, 777 nt
Organism: Ictalurus furcatus (blue catfish)
Lineage: Eukaryota; Metazoa; Chordata; Actinopteri; Siluriformes; Ictaluridae
Exons: 6
Coding region: 49-777 (242 amino acids)
Biological process (GO): response to bacterium
Source: RefSeq, a predicted model, not a curated record